Morone saxatilis (striped sea-bass) is the source of this 2890-nucleotide messenger RNA. It is a transcript of the gene cntn4, whose product is annotated as contactin 4. Bases 92 to 2620 code for a protein of 842 amino acids. The transcript is spliced from 18 exons. NCBI's taxonomy places the organism in Eukaryota, Metazoa, Chordata, Actinopteri, Moronidae. Gene Ontology annotation, molecular function: cell-cell adhesion mediator activity. The record is from RefSeq and is a predicted model, not a curated record. Gene Ontology annotation, biological process: cell-cell adhesion; brain development.
AUUUUCCUGGAUCUUUAAUGAGUACCCAACAUUUGUGAAGCAGGAUACUCGUCGCUUCAUCUCGCAGGAGACAGGGAAUCUGUACAUCGCCAUGGUGGAGCCCUCAGAUGUUGGCAAUUACACCUGCGUGGUGACCAACACUGUCACCAAGACCCGGGUCCAGGGUCCACCCACUCCACUUGUCCUCCGCAGUGAUGGUGUGAUGGGUGAAUAUGAGCCAAAGAUUGAAGUUCAGUUUCCAGAGAUUGUUCAUGUUGCCAAAGGAUCCACUGUAAAGUUGGAAUGCUUCGCUCUGGGAAACCCGGUACCAUCCAUAAACUGGAGGAGAAUGGACGGCGUACCCUUCCCCAGGAAAGUGGACAUGAGGAAAGCCAGUGGCGUCUUGGAAAUCCCAUAUUUCCAGCAGGAGGACGCCGGCACGUACGAGUGUGUGGCCGAGAACUCCAGGGGAAUGAACACAGUGAAAGGAAAGCUCUCUUUCUACGCCCCUCCUCAUCUCAUUGAGAAACCCCAAGAUGUCCAGAAGCUCAUUGAUGACUCGUUGGUGUGGGAGUGUAAAGCCACAGGGAAGCCGAAGCCGUCUUACAGGUGGAUGAAAAAUGGAGAGAACCUGGAGUCUGCAGAGGAGCGCGUACAGGUUGCCAAUGGAGCGUUGUCAAUCAGUCGUCUGACCCUGUCCGACACAGGAAUGUACCAGUGCGUGGCUGGCAACAAGCACGGCGAGGUCUACUCCAACGCAGAGCUCCGAGUUAUAGCUGUUGCCCCAGAUUUCUCUCACAACCAAGUGAGGAGCCAGACGCUGGUGAAGGUGGGAGGAGAUGCGCUCAUCGAGUGCAAGCCCAAGAUGUCUCCUUGGGGUGUGGUCUCUUGGAGGAAGGGCAGCGAACCGCUUCGAGAGAGUAACAGGGUCUCCAUUCUGGACAACGGUAACCUUCGGAUUUGGAACGCAACCAAAUCGGACGCAGGUCUCUACACCUGUGUGGCAAGAAACCAGUUUGGCGUGGCAAGUAGCACAGGAAGCAUCACAGUUAAAGAGCCGACCAUCAUAACCACCCUGCCGUCCACCUUGGACGUCACUGUGGGGGAGAGUGUGGUCCUGCCCUGUCAAGUGAGCCACGACCCGUCUCUGGAGCUCAAAUUCACCUGGUUCUUCAACGAGCAGCUCAUCCACUUCGGGAGCCACGGUGGAUUUUUUGAAAAAGUGGGAGGCCAUUCGGCAGGAGACAUUAUGAUUCGAAACAUCCAGCUGAGGCAUGCGGGGAAGUACACGUGCGCCGUACAAACGAAGGUGGACAGCAUUUCCAUUGCUGUUGACUUGGUUGUCAGAGGUCCCCCGGGGCCCCCCACCAGCAUCCAUGUAGAAGAAAUCACUGAUACCACAGCCUCUCUGUCCUGGAGGCCUGGUCCUGAUAAUCACAGUCCAAUUACGGCAUACACCAUCCAGGCCAGGACACCAUUUUCCCUCGGGUGGCAGGCUGUCACCACAGUUCCUGAGGUGGUGGGGGGCCACCGGCUGACAGCUACAGUAAUAGACCUGAGCCCUUGGGUGGAGUAUGAGUUCCGAGUCCUGGCAAGCAACACCAUUGGGACUGGCGAGCCCAGCAAGCCAUCUAAACAAGCAAGGACAAAGGGGACCUCUCCGAAGGUCACACCAGCUAAUGUGAGUGGAGGCGGUGGCAGUCGCUCGGAAUUAGUCAUCACAUGGGAGCCUGUUCCAGAGGAGCUGCAGAAUGGACCAGGAUUUGGCUACGUUGUGGCAUUUCGACCCCACGGUGCCACAGGAUGGAUGCAGGCUGCCGUGCCAUCUGCUGAAACAUCGAAAUACGUCUUUAAAGACGAAAGCAUCCAGCCCUUCUCGCCUUUCCAUGUGAAGGUCGGGGUCUACAACAAUGAGGGGGAAGGGCCGUUUGGGUCUGUCACCACUAUCUACUCUGCUGAGGAAGAGCCUGGCCGAGCGCCCACCAGGGUCCGUGCCAAGAGCCUCUCUGCGUCUGAGAUUGAAGUUUCAUGGAAAGCUCUGCCCUGGAAUGCCAGCAAGAAAAGAGUGCUGGGCUAUGAGCUGAGGUACUGGAGUAGAAGUGAAAAGGAAGACACGGCCAGUGUGCAAAGGACUGUAGGAAAUCAAACGUCUACUAUUAUCCGCGGUGUGAAAGGCAGUACCACAUAUUACAUCUCAGUGAGGGCGUAUAACACUGCUGGAACGGGGCCUCCCAGCGCCGCUGUCAACGUCACCACCAAAAAGCCACCACCCAGUCAGCCACCGGUGAAAGUGAUGUGGAACACAUCAAACUCCAAGAUUAUAUUGAACUGGGAGCAGGUCAAAGCCCUGGAGAAUGAGUCAGAGGUCACUGGUUACAAAGUGCUGUACAAGAAGAAUCGGCACAGCCGCCCCAACGUCAUGGAAACCAACACCACCUCUGUGGAGCUCGCCCUGCCCACUGAUGAGGAUUAUAUCAUCCAGAUAAAGCCAUUUGGAGAGGGAGGGGAAGGCAGCAGUAGCAGGCAGAUCACCAUCCCAAGGAUACCAGGCCCCAACGCAGUCGGCUCAGCAUCCAAGGUCUCCACUCUAUCAGCCCUCAGCACAAUAGCUCUGUCUUUCACAGCGCGGACAUCUUUAUGACAAACAGCUCCCAGCAGAUCUCCCAUCUGAUGUGCCGACAGCGCUACGGCGGAACGCAAACACAGCCCACUCUGGUGUAACUAGAUCCAUUCAUUUAGAUAUUAGAGGCAGAAGGAAGAUGCUGACGAAAAAAAAAAAAAAUACGCCAUUGAGAUGACAGGGAAGGAGUCCCCUUCAGCACCCAGGCAAAGUAAAGGAGAUUGACCGAUGUCGUGACUAUGUUGUUACCAAAGCAGCUUUCAUAAGAAAAAGAAUAAAGAGAAAAAAGUC